Paraphaeosphaeria sporulosa is the source of this 1532-nucleotide messenger RNA. RefSeq names its product CoA-transferase family III. Lineage: Eukaryota; Fungi; Ascomycota; Dothideomycetes; Pleosporales; Didymosphaeriaceae. Gene Ontology annotation, molecular function: catalytic activity. The record is from RefSeq and is a predicted model, not a curated record. The transcript is spliced from 6 exons. The coding region runs from base 111 to 1475 and encodes 454 amino acids.
GGUUUAGCGACCCCACAUGCAGGAUGUGGGGCCAAGAAUCUCUCACUGCUCUCUUUGGAUAUACAUAAUGCCAGAGACUGCUAUACCAAUGGCAUAAGAAUCAAUCAGAAAUGUUUCCAAGGUCAUGUGCUAGGCUUGUUGCCCGAAGCGAACAGGGCUGGUCCCUAGCGCGCGGGUUUCCCACGGCGAAAUUGGGGACAUGGAAGCGCGGGAACGCGACGGCAAGCACAGUUGACAAGAAGACUAUCGAGAAGCUGCCAUUGGCUGGUAUCAGAGUACUUGAUAUGACAAGGGUUCUUGCAGGACCUUAUUGCACACAAAUUCUUGCAGACCUCGGAGCAGAAGUCAUCAAGAUCGAGCAUCCAACGCGAGGCGACGACACACGUUCAUGGGGUCCGCCCGAUGCGCCAUAUACUGAUGGCGUUGAGCGUCAGUUUCCGGGAGAAAGCGCGUAUUACCUCUCUGUGAACCGCAAUAAGAAAUCUCUCGGCCUGUCCUUCAACAAUCCCUCUGGCAUCUCCAUCCUGCAUUCCCUCGUUCAAAAAUGCGAUGUUUUAGUCGAGAACUACCUUCCAGGCUCACUUGCCAAGUAUAAACUUGACUAUGCUACACUCUCAGAACUGAAUCCUUCUUUGAUAUAUGCCUCUGUCACAGGCUAUGGGCAGACUGGACCGUACAGCAAUCGGGCAGGUUACGAUGUGAUGGUCGAGGCCGAGAUGGGACUCAUGCACAUCACUGGGGAGCGAGAUGGUCCGCCAGUGAAGGUUGGCGUAGCAGUCACGGAUAUAUCAACUGGGAUGUACACCGCAAUCGGUGUACUGGCAGCGUUGUACGCAAGGAAAGAGACUGGCCUUGGACAGUGGAUCGAUGCGAGUCUUAGUGACUGUCAGGUCGCGGGACUGGCGAAUAUUGCGAGCAGUGCGCUGAUUAGCGGGAAGAAGGACAGUGGUAGAUGGGGGACAGCUCAUGCCUCAGUGGUGCCGUAUCGGGCGUAUCAGACCAAAGACACGAACGUCGCGGUGGGUGGGUGUAACGAUAAACUCUAUGGUAUCUUGUGCGACAAGAUUGGCAAGCCGGAGUGGAAAACAGAUGCGCGCUUCGUCACCAAUGCGUUGCGGGUAAAGAACAGGGAUACACUUGACCGCAUCAUCGAAGACGAACUCAAGACCAAGACCACGAAGGAAUGGCUCGAGAUCUUUGAAGGCAGCGGCAUGCCUUACGCAGCUGUGAACGACAUUCAGGGCACUAUCAACCACGAGCAUGUACUUGCACGUAACAUGAUUGAGGAGAUAGAUCAUCCGAAAUGUGGACCGAUUAAACUCGUCAACCACCCGGUGAAGUACUCGAGAGUAGAGCCGAAGAUCAGGACACCGCCUCCAAUGCUGGGUGAGCACACGACUGAGGUGCUGAGAGAGCUUCUUGAUUACAGUGAGGACGACAUACAGAGCCUUAAAAGCGAAAAGACAAUUGCAUAGAAUUACGCAGCAUGAGCUUUUUUUCGUACAUUCAACUAGCAUAGUUCGGCAUUUCCG